This is a messenger RNA of Nerophis lumbriciformis (worm pipefish), 2118 nucleotides long. The record is from RefSeq and is a predicted model, not a curated record. Lineage: Eukaryota; Metazoa; Chordata; Actinopteri; Syngnathiformes; Syngnathidae.
AUGUCUCAAUCCAGAGGGCGCUUACACAACAAAAAAGCCGGCAUUCGGGCUGCAGUGAUCCUGAUUGGACUCCUGCACAAGUCUCGUAAAGCCAAGGAGAAGGAAAAGAGGAAACAGGAGGUGUUGAACAUUUCUAACGUCCCUCUUGGAGAAUGUCCUCCAUCACCGCCCCGCACCGCUCCACCGAGCAUGAAAUCAGCGGAAUUCUUCGACAUGUUGGAGAGGAUGCAGGAUGACUAUAUUCCCUACCCACGGAUAGAAGAUGUCCUGGAGAAAGGUGGCCCAUAUCCCCAGGUAAUCUUGCCACAAUUUGGUGGCUACUGGAUCGAAGAUGCGGAUGCACCAGCCGGAACGCCCUCAUCUUCAGAGUCCAGUUUCUGUGAAGAAGAGGAUGGAGGAGAGGGCAUGAGUCCUGAUGAAGGACACUGCUACCGUCUGGAGUGCAACAGUACAGCUCGAGCCUACCGCAAACACUUUUUGGGCAAGGAGCACAUGAACUACUACUGCACUGGCAGCAGCAUAGGGAACCUCAUCAUGUCCCUGAAGCAUGAGGAGGUAGAGGGGCAAGAAUUAUUGCGCAUCAUGCUCAGGUCAAGGACCAACACUGUCCAUGAUAGAAUAUCGUUGGCAGGUCUUAACCAGCUUCCCAGUGUACCUCAGAUUGCGAAACUUUUGUGUGAAGAUGCUACAGGAUUAAAAUUUAACCCAGCUCUUUACCCUCGAGGAUCUCAGUUGAUCGUAGCUUACGAUGAGCAUGAAGUUAACAACACCUUCAAAUUUGGAGUGAUAUACCAAAAAUUUGGACAGACAUCUGAGGAAGAGUUGUUUGGGAAUAACGAAGAGACUCCAGCAUUCAAAGAGUUUCUCAGUAUACUCGGUGACAACAUUGAACUUCAGGACUUUAAGGGAUUCCGUGGGGGGCUGGACGUGUCCCAUGGACAGACAGGGACUGAAUCUGUGUAUACAGUUUUUAGACAAAGGGAGGUUAUGUUCCAUGUGUCAACCAAGCUUCCUUUCACUGAUGGCGAUGUACAGCAGCUUCAGAGGAAAAGGCACAUAGGAAAUGACAUCGUAGCAGCAGUUUUCCAAGAAGAGCCCACACCUUUUGUUCCUGACAUAAUUGCCUCCAACUUUCUGCACGCAUAUGUGUUGGUUCAGGUUGAGAACCCAUGCACGGAGAACACAACAUAUAAGGUAUCUGUCACUGCGAGAGAGGAUGUACCUCCCUUUGGACCCGCCCUGCCAAACCCAGCUGUCUUUAAAAAGGGCCCAGAAUUCCGAGAUUUUCUGUUGACAAAGCUGAUCAAUGCGGAAAACGCCUGCUACAAAUCUGACAAGUUUGCCAAACUAGAGGGUCGAACGCGAGCUGCGUUGCUAGACAACCUCCACGAUGAGCUACACAGACAAAGUCAGGCCACUCUGGGUCUAAGCCAAGCAGAAGAGGAGGACAAGCUGGAAAAUGGGGGACACGGGGGUCUCCUGGAGUCAUUCAAGAGGGCCAUGCGGGUGAGGAGUCACUCUAUGGAGACUGUGGUGGGGUCUAAUCGCCUCAGGAGCCCAGGUGGUGGAGGGGGAGUGCCAGCCAGUUUAAGUGGUGGAGCAAUGCCACAGAGCACCAGUGAAUGUACGAAGAGCACCUACAAUCCUCCAACAUUAUCAGCCAAAUCCUCCUUAAAGAGCCCUGUGAAAAGGCGAUCGGGACUCUUCCCACGUCUCCACUCCAGCAUUGAAACACCUUCUGACAAAUGCACUCGAAGUGACCAAAAAGCUUCAGAGAUCUGCCCACUAUCCCAGGAAGUGAGGUCGGAGACAUUAUCCAACCCAAGUUCACCUGAGAUUUGCCCUAACAAAGAAAGGCCUUUCGUUAAACUGAAGGACAGCACAGGGAGCAGACCAAACAUCUCUCGGUCUUCAUCAAGCACCAGCAGCUUCAGCAGCAUUACAGGAGAUCCAGAAGCUUUGGAAGACAUAGAGACAGUGAGUACUGUAUGUCCCUCAACAUCAUCUUCUGUCUUCAGUCCUUCGAUCAGCAUUGACAGCCCAGUGUCUGGAACUCCCAUCAUCAUGUGCCGCAGUGCCACAGGUAAUCUCUGUACUAGAAGUACACAUGCCUUUUGA